Molecule: messenger RNA, 1122 nt
Organism: Hibiscus syriacus
Lineage: Eukaryota; Viridiplantae; Streptophyta; Magnoliopsida; Malvales; Malvaceae
Exons: 2
Coding region: 211-1122 (303 amino acids)
Source: RefSeq, a predicted model, not a curated record
AGGUCACGACACGUGUCCCUUUGAUCUUGGCCACGCGUCUGCCGCUAUGAUUGUUACUUCAUUUUUCUCCGGUAAACCAUCCUUAGGUGAAAAAAAUAAGUAAAAAAAUUAUGAAUAAUAAAAUAAAAACACAAAGAAAAUUCAAGAUAAAACGAAUAGAAAGUUAUUGUUAGGGCUUCUUCCUCUUUUCCCCCCUUAGAAAACCGAGAAAUGGAGGGUGGAGAUCACUGGAGAAUGCUAAACUGCUCAUGGGGUGCACACGAUAACACGAUAACCAACCGUGUAAUGCUCAGAUUCCGUCCGAUCGCGCCUAAGCCGAUGACCGGAGAUUCAGAUCCCGGUGGUUCUAAAUUUAGUAGCAAUAACUCGGUCCUUACUAGCAGGAGACCGAAGAGAAAGUACGUUAGGGUUUGUGAGAGAAAUAAUAGGAAGAAACGAACCUUGGAUGAAGCUAAAGAAGAUAAAGAUGAAAACAAGGGUUUUGUUACCCUACAGUUGAUGCCAGAGAAAGCAGACCUAAGGGAAUCACUAUUUGUUGAAAGAUCAUGGGGUGUUAGCAAAGAUGAUCCCGAUCGAGCUUUUGGUCUUGAUAAUUAUCGUUUUAAAGAUCCACCAUCGUUGUGCUUGACGUUGAAGAAAAUGAUUUCCGCAGGUCACGCGGGGUUCUCCUUGUCCGAUCCGGGGCGGACGAGGAGGAGGAUGAAGUUGGUUGAGUCGUCGUUGAUGGUGGAGAGUGUGAUGGAAACUUGCAUUGACGACGGUGGGAUGGAGAAUCUGGAGGAGGACACGUGUCCAGGGUUUAUAUCCGACGGUUUCAACAGGGUUCAGUGGGUUAACCGGGCGUAUGAGAGGAUGUUGACGGUGGGGAAAGGGCCUAAGGAGUGGUUGCCGCCGGUGUCGCCGCCAGAGAUAAAGGUUUGGCUUGUGAUUAAAAAAGAUUUACCUAAUUUUUGCACUGCAUUUUCAUGCAAGGUAAGGUUGCAGUUCACGUGGCUGAACAAGAGUUCCACGAUAAUGCUUCCGUGUGAUGUAUGGAAAAUGGACGGCCCUAGCGGCGGUCACGGUGGUUUUGCAUGGCGGCUCGACAUCGAGGCUGCCCUCAGUCUUGGCCUUUCAAGGUAA